UUCUCCUCAGUCCUCACUCAACCAAAAUAAUAUCUCUCAUUAUCCUCAUUCACUCACUCUCUUGCACCAUUUAGAAGUUUAGAAAAAUGGCUACUGAAAAUGAAGAACUUGAAAACAUUGAGCUCAGGGAGGAUCUUCCAACUGAAAGGUUGGCUAAUGCAAGGCACGAGCUUGGUGAACAUAAUGGUGUAAACAUGUCCAUCGAGGUCUCUGACACUUUCGUCUUCAAAAAUCCUGAGAACAUGGGCAAAGCAUUUUUAGGUGAAAUUGGUCCUGAAACCGGCACUUACAUCUACAGCCGUCACUACAACCCAACCGUGUUAAAUUUUAGUCAUCAGUUGGCUGCCAUUGAAGGAACUGAGACUGCCUAUUGCACUUCCAGCGGUAUGGCAGCAAUAUCAUCGGUUUUGCUGGAGCUAUGCAAAAAUGGAGGACAUGUGGUGGCAGCUGAGUGUCUCUAUGGUUCGACUUAUGCGCUACUGAAUAAUUUCCUACCAGAGAAAUGCAACAUAACGACAGUCUUUGUGGACAUAACUAAACAUGAGGAUGUGAAGAAAGCAAUAGUCAAAGGAAAGACCAAUGUGCUGUACUUUGAAUCUAUCUCGAACCCAACUCUUGUUGUUGCUGACAUCCCUGAGCUGAGCAAAAUAGCUCAUGAAAAAGGAGUGAAGGUGGUGGUGGACAAUACCUUUACCCCGUUGAUUCUCUCACCAGCAAAACUUGGAGCUGAUGUUGUUGUGCAUAGUUUGACCAAGUAUUUCAGUGGUGGAUCUGAUCUCAUUGCAGGAGCCAUUUGUGGUCCUAAAGAAAUAGUGAAACCGUUGAUGGACUGGUCCCUGGGGCCCCUGAUGAUCCUUGGCCCCACAAUGAAUCCCAGGGAAGCCUAUGAAUUAUCAGCAAGACUUCCUCACUUAAGCCUGAGAGUGAAGAAACAGUGCAACCGAGCCAUGAAGUUGGCCCAGAGAAUCAAGGAAUUAGACCCGUCUCUCGGAAUCAUAUAUCCAGGCCUUGAAGGUCACCCUCAGCACAAACUCUUGGACUCCAUGCGCAACAAAGGUUACGGGUUUGGUGCGCUUAUCUCCAUUGACAUGGUAACUGAUGAGAAGGCCAACCUUUUGAUGGACAAAUUGGAAAACAAAUACAACUUUGGGUUCGUUGCAGUUAGCUUGGGCUACUAUGAGAACCUCAUGUCCGCCUCUGGUAGCAGCACCAGUAGUGAAAUGGAUCCUGAAACACUGAAACGCCUUGGCAUUACCCCAGGGCUGAUAAGGUGUUCUAUUGGAUACCUUGGCACUUUGGACCAGAAGUGGAACCAAUUCAAAAGCGCAUACGAAGAAAUGAAGGAGUGAUGCUACUUGUGCUACAAUGGUCCUCCACUCUACUGUUUGAUACUAUAAUAAAGAAAAAUGUAUCUUCCCUCUUCUAAGAGGUUUCUAAAUAUAUAUAAAUAAAUAAUGUGUCCUGCGCGCAUAAGGACUUGUUAGAAAGGAGAUCAAUGUUAUCUCCCUUCUGUAAUAAAAGAUCUGAUGGAUCUUUUAAAUUUGUGAUAAACUACUUAAUUAAUGCGUGUUUAUGCAUUUCUACAA
Molecule: messenger RNA, 1586 nt
Organism: Populus nigra (black poplar)
Lineage: Eukaryota; Viridiplantae; Streptophyta; Magnoliopsida; Malpighiales; Salicaceae
Product: methionine gamma-lyase-like
Exons: 3
Coding region: 87-1349 (420 amino acids)
Biological process (GO): transsulfuration
Cellular component (GO): cytoplasm
Molecular function (GO): pyridoxal phosphate binding; carbon-sulfur lyase activity
Source: RefSeq, a predicted model, not a curated record